CUCCUGCGGCAAUUUCCGUCCCGGAGGGCAAAGGCAGGCAGCCGGCGCGGGACGGCUCCGGGAGGAUUGCGGUGCACGCGCGACAGCAGCCUGGGGACUCCCUGAAAGCAGAGCGGAGGGGCCCCCGAAAGUGUAGCGACCCGAGCCCUGUCCGGCUCCUCCAUGCUUGGCUGGAGGCGGCUGGCUCUGGCCGGCUCCCAGGCGCUGCGCCGCGGCGCCGGGGGCCUGGAUGCUGCCGGGCGCUUCGGGGACAGUUUUUGUUUGUGCAGAACAGACCUCUGGCUUUUAGUUAGAAGUCUCCAUGGCAAGAGUAGCACUUGGUGGGAUGAGCACCUUUCUGAAGAAAACGUUUCGUUCGUGAAGCAGUUGGCCUCCGAUGAAGAUAAAGCCCAGUUAGCGAGUAAACUGUGUCCUCUGAAAGAUGAACCGUGGCCUAGACAUCCUUGGGAACCAGGUUCCUCUCGAGUAGGCCUUGUCGCGGUGAAGCUGGGCAUGAUGCCUUUCUGGACCAAAGAUGGUCAAAAGCAUGUGGCCACAUUACUUCAGGUACAAGACUGUCAUGUCCUACGAUAUACUCCAAAGGAAAACAAUGAUGGGAAAAUGGCAGCCCUCACUGUAGGAGGAAAAACCGUAUCCCGUUUUUAUAAAUCUACAUCCAGAUUGGAAUUUUACCAAGAACUUGGAUUGCCACCAAAACAGAAAAUUAAAAUCUUUCGUGUAACAGAUAAUGCUGUAAUUAAGCCAGGCACUCCUCUUUAUGCUGCUCACUUUCGCCCAGGACAGUAUGUGGAUGUCACAGCCAAAACCAUUGGUAAAGGUUUUCAAGGCGUCAUGAAACGAUGGGGAUUUAAAGGCCAGCCUGCUACUCAUGGUCAAACGAAAACUCACAGGAGACCUGGAGCUAUUUCAACUGGUGAUGUCGCCAGAGUCUGGCCUGGAACUAAAAUGCCUGGGAAAAUGGGAAACAGAGAUAGGACAGAAUUUGGACUGAAAGUGUGGAGAAUAAAUACAAAGCACAAUAUAAUCUAUGUAAAUGGCUCUGUACCUGGACAUAAAAAUUGCUUAGUAAAGAUCAAAGAUUCUAAACUACCUGCAUAUAAGGAUUUCUGCAAAAAUCUACCAUUCCCUACAUAUUUUCCUGAUGGAGAUGACGAGGAACUACCAGAAAAUUUAUAUGAUGAAAAUGUGUGUCUGCCCAGUGCACCUUCUAUUACAUUUGCCUAACCCCUUUGGGCAUGGCAGAACCUCACCCUCACAUAUUUUAUUAGCUUUGAUAAGCCAGAACAAUAACAUAGCCAGGAAUUAUAUUUUGCUUUCUUAGUCAAAACAAUAUCACACUUGUCACCUUUGUCAAGGGCAAUAAUAUGUCAUUCAUCCCCCAGUGGAAUUUUUUAAAAUUAACACAUUAAAUAAAUCAAUUAAGUAGAUUGACUAUGCCAAAUUUAGAUGGACUGGCAGUGUGCAUAUUAAAAUCUUUGUAAUUUGUGGAUUUCAUUUUUUUUUCCUGUGUAUUUUUCAAGUUAUCUUAAGAUGUUCAUAAAUUUAACUUUUAUUAAAGAUUUGUUUUUGUGAAAUCAUGGUUAUGGAUAACAAUGGCAAAGCAUAGGGGGACUAUGGUAUAACCUAUUUGGAUAAUAAAAUCCAUUUCCUAAAA
Messenger RNA from Myotis myotis, 1654 nucleotides. It is a transcript of the gene MRPL3, whose product is annotated as mitochondrial ribosomal protein L3. Gene Ontology annotation, biological process: translation. NCBI's taxonomy places the organism in Eukaryota, Metazoa, Chordata, Mammalia, Chiroptera, Vespertilionidae. The transcript is spliced from 10 exons. The record is from RefSeq and is a predicted model, not a curated record. Gene Ontology annotation, cellular component: mitochondrial large ribosomal subunit; ribosome. Bases 163 to 1224 code for a protein of 353 amino acids. Gene Ontology annotation, molecular function: structural constituent of ribosome.